Molecule: messenger RNA, 2445 nt
Organism: Linum tenue
Lineage: Eukaryota; Viridiplantae; Streptophyta; Magnoliopsida; Malpighiales; Linaceae
Source: the annotation of a GenBank genome assembly
CAGAACAAGGAAAAUAAGUACAUCAUACAUUACUUCUUCUUGAACCCAAACUAAGGUAGGGUAGGAAUAUAGCUUUGAUGCCUGGUACUACUAGCUGAAUGAGUAAUUGAUUUCCAAUCUCUGCAUCUCACUUUUACGUGAUUGAAAGUUUGUGCGUUUGCAGCUGUUAACAUUUGGCCAAGUCAUGAAAUCACCACUUCCACCACCUUUCCCCUUCCCUUUAUAAAUCACGUCACAUGUUGCCCUUAAAUUUCUUGCAUGUCCUCAAUCUUCUCCUCUCUUCUCCAGCAAAAAACUAUACCUAGCCAGCUUUCCUCCUUUUCUCUUUGUUCCAAAAUGAUGCCCCCCGCCGACCACGAAAUGACCCUUAACCCCGCCGGCAAUGUUGGUCCGACCUCCGCUAGCAACAUCACCCGUCCAACCGGCCGGUCCGAUCCCGUCUUGGUCCAUGCCGAACCGCUCCCCAACCCAUCUAGCAACCACAUUCAACAACAAACCAACUCCUUACGAGAUCCGGGCCAAACACAACCUAACAAUCCAACCACCUUUGCUGCCCCGCAUCGAUCCUUACGUCCUGUAACAGUUAAGUUUGAAGAUGUUGCAUACAGUAUCAACUUGCCGUCGAAAUCCACCCCGAUCGGUACUUGCUUACCCGAUAAAACCAAACCGGAACCGGUCCGACCGAUCCUCAAUGGUGUAACCGGCACGGUCCGACCGGGCGAGCUGCUCGCAAUGCUCGGCCCGUCGGGCAGCGGGAAAACGACCCUUCUGACUGCUCUAGCCGGACGGCUCCCGGGGAAAAUUUCCGGCGGGACCAUAACCUACAACGCCUCCCCCUUCUCCAGCUCGAUGAAGCGCCGGAUCGGGUUCAUAACCCAGGACGACGUCCUGUACCCGCACCUCACCGUGCUCGAGACGCUGACGUACGCCGCCCUGCUCCGCCUGCCCAAGACCCUGACCCGAGAGGAGAAGGCGGCGCAGGCGGAGGCCGUGGCGGCGGAGCUUGGGUUGGACCGCUGUCGGGACACGAUGGUUGGUCGGGUUUCGGGCGGGGAGAGGAAGCGGGUGAGUAUCGGUCAGGAAAUGCUGGUCAACCCGAGUCUUUUGUUGCUAGAUGAGCCCACUUCUGGGCUGGACUCGACGACGGCCCAGCGGAUCAUGUGGGCUUUAAAGACCCAGGCCCGCGGCGGGCGGACGGUGGUCACCACGAUCCACCAGCCGUCGAGCAGGAUGUACGGGAUGUUCGACAAGGUCGUGGUGCUGUGCGACGGGUGGUCGAUCUACAGCGGGCGGGCGGAUCGGGUCGUGGAGUACUUCGGGUCGGUCGGGUUUGGGCGCCCGGGGUUUGGGUUUGUGAACCCGGCUGAUUUCCUUCUCGAUCUUGCCAACGGUAUAGUUCCUGAGGACGAUUCAUCAGAGUUCUACCACAUGCCACCAGACCACCACGAAGAUCAGAACAAGAUCAAACAAUCUCUGGUUUCGUCUUACAGGAAGAAUUUGUACCCUGCAUUAAAAUCCGAAAUCCGCUCCACUUCUCAGGAUUCUGCUCUGUUUCCAACCUCAGGGGCACCACCACCAAGAACUAGGGCCGAUGAGUAUCAAUGGACGGCGACCUGGUGGCAGCAGUUUCAGGUCUUGUUCAGAAGAGGACUACAAGAAAGGAAACACGAAUCGUACUCCGGGCUGAGGAUCUUCCAAGUCAUGUCUGUUUCACUUCUCUCAGGCCUCCUGUGGUGGCACUCUGACACAUCACAUAUACAAGAUCAGGUGGGACUCCUCUUCUUCUUCUCAAUCUUCUGGGGAUUCUUCCCAAUGUUCAACGCCAUAUUCACAUUCCCACAAGAGCGACCGAUGCUAGUGAAGGAACGUUCUUCAGGAAUGUACCGAAUUUCGUCCUACUACUUCGCCAGGAUGGCAGGGGACCUGCCCAUGGAGCUUGUCCUGCCCACCCUUUUCGUCGCAGUAACGUACUGGAUGGGAGGCCUGAAGCCAUCGCUGCUCGCAUUCGUCCUGACCCUCUUCGUAACCCUGCUCAACGUGCUCGUUUCGCAAGGUCUAGGGCUGGCGAUCGGAGCGAUUGUGAUGGAAGUCAAGCAGGCGACGGUGCUGUCGUCCGUGAUGAUGCUGGUGUUUCUGCUGGCGGGAGGGUACUACAUUCAGCACAUCCCGCCUUUCGUUUCGUGGAUCAAGUACGUCUCGUUCAGCCAUUACUGCUACAAGCUGAUGGUGAGGGUUCAGUAUUCCGCGGAUGAGGUGUAUGAAUGUGAGCCUGGAGCAGGGAGGUAUUGUAAAGUGAUGGAGUUUGAUGCAAUUAGGUGUCUGGAAUUGGGUGAUCAUGUGUGGUGGGAUGUGGCUGCUUUGGGGGUAAUGUUGGUAGGAUACAGAGUUCUGGCUUAUGUUGCUCUGAGGAUGAGGUAGCCUGAAUGAUGAUAAUUAAGCAAAGGG